AUGAUAAUGUAAUUCAUGCCAUACUUACACUAUUCACAGUGACAACUGGUGAGGGGUGGCCAGCAGUACUUAAAAAUUCUAUUGAUUCAACAGUUGCUGAUCGUGGUCCAUCACCAGAUUUUCGUCAAGAGAUGGCUAUUUUCUAUGUGGUCUUCUUUAUUGUAUUUCCAUUCUUUUUUGUAAAUAUUUUUGUGGCACUUAUUAUUAUUACUUUUCAAAAUCAAGGUGAAAAUGAGCUAAUUGAAUUAGAUUUAGAUAAAAAUCAAAAACGCUGUAUUGAUUUUGCUAUUAAUGCUCGCCCAUUAUGUCGGUAUAUGCCAAAAGAUAGACGUUCAUUGAAAUAUCGAGUAUGGCGUCUUGUUGUCUCGACACCAUUUGAAUAUUACAUCAUGGUUAUGAUUGCAAUUAAUACUUUAAUUUUAAUGAUGAAGUAUCAUCGUCAAGAACAAAAGGCGUAUUUUACUGCUUCCGUUGAUACUGAACAACAAGCUUAUCAUAACUAUUGUAAUACACUAUUGUAUUUCAAUUCUGCUUUCACUGUUAUGUUCUCUGUGGAAUGUAUGCUGAAAAUUAUGGCUUUUGGACCAAAGAAUUAUUUCCGUGAUCGUUGGAAUAUUUUUGAUUUUAUUACAGUUAUAGGAAGUAUUACUGAUGUAUUAGUUUCUGAAUUACAAGAAUCAGCAUUUUUGAGUUUAGGAUUUCUACGUCUUUUUCGUGCAGCACGUUUAAUUAAAUUAUUACGUCAGGGUUAUAGUAUACGUAUUAUUUUAUGGACAUUUAUUCAAUCAAUUAAAGCAUUACCAUAUGUUUGUUUACUGAUUACAAUGUUAUUUUUUAUCUACUGUAUUGUUGGUAUGCAGGUUUUUGGUAAUAUUAAAACAGAUCCACAUUCUCAAUUAAAUAAUCAUAAUAAUUUUCAAACAUUUGGAGAUGGGAUACUUUUAUUAUUUAGAUGUGCAACUGGUGAGAAUUGGCAAGAAAUUAUGCUCGAUUGUGCAGCUGGUAAAGAAUGUGAAGGUUCUGGUGAAUCAUGUGGAAGCUCAUAUACAUAUUUAUAUUUUUCAACAUUUAAUUUUUUAUGCUCAUUUAUCAUGUUAAAUUUAUUUGUAGCUGUUAUUAUGGAUAAUUUUGAUUAUUUAACUAGAGAUUCUUCUAUAUUGGGUCCACAUCAUUUAGAUGAAUUUGUUCGUGUUUGGGCUGAAUAUGAUCCAGGUGCUACAGGUCUUAUUCAUCAUCGUGAUGUAUAUGAAAUGCUUAGAAACAUGGAACCACCAGUUGGAUUUGGUAAAAAUUGUCCAUAUCGUUUAGCUUACCGAAAAUUAAUUCGAAUGAAUAUGCCAGUAGAUGAAAAUGGUUGCGUUAAUUUCACAACAACAUUAUUAGCUUUAAUACGCGAAUCAUUAGGCAUUAAAACGGGACCAACUGAAAUAAUGGAUCAACGUGAUAUGGAAUUAAAAGAAACCAUUUGUAAAUUAUGGCCUGUUCAUGGGAAAAAAAUGCUUAAUUUGCUUGUACCUCCAGAUUCAGAGCUUGUCUAUCACAAAAUGACUGUUGGUAAAAUAUAUGCAAGUUAUCUUAUGAUUGAAAAUUGGAGAGCAACACGAGCCUUUCAAGGUAAAGGUGGAACUUCUAAAUCUGCCAGUAUAUUAGCACGAUUCUUUGGUGCAGUAAAACAAAAUGCUCAUCAUCCAAAUGUUAAUUCUGAAACGGAAGAUGAAAGAGGAAGCCCCGAACUCAAUGAAUUCUCAGAGAAAACAACAUCUGAAAAUAAGAAUCCAAGAAAGAGUAGGAAUUCAACUUUAGAUUACAAUGAUCCUAAUCGUCUUCUUACUCCACGAGGAUCAGAUUUCACAGAACACCGUAUGUAUCCAGCCAGUAGCCAAUUAAAGAAACAAUCUGGAAUGAAUGAAAUUGAUCAGACAAUAUCCAGUAAUAAAUCACAAUAUCUUAUUCAUGAUGAAAAUAAAACAACUGAACAAUAUCAAAAACACCCAACUCAUUUUAUUCGAAAUAAAAGAGAACAAGAAUAUUCUGGUCGUAAGUCAAGAUGUUAUCAACGUCAUUCCAAGUAUUUAAGAGAUAAUACUUAUCAUGAAAUACCUGAGGACUUUGAAGAAACUGACAAAAUAAAUGAAAGUAAUGAAGAAGUUUCAGAAAUCAAAUACCAGGGUCGUCUACCAAUGACUAGUCCAUCAAGAGCUUAUUAUGAAGAUCAACAUGAUCAGUAUUUUGACAAACCAGAUCAUUCUCAACUGUUGCGUAAAAAUAUUGAUGAACUAUAUAAUACUGAUGAAAUAAAAUACGUACCAUAUGAGAUUUCACAUGUAAAAGCAUUUUCUCAAAAGCCGUUAAUGUCUAGCAGAGAGUAUAGUAUUCAUUUGUCUCCAACUAGUGAUAUGAGAAGAACUGAUGAGCAUCAAAGUUUAGAAAAUGUGACUCCUAAAUAUAACGUAGAUUUUGUCAAAGAUGAAAGUGAAACGCCAUACUAUCAGUUACGUGAUAUGAAUACUCCUGAUUUUUACACCGCGUCGUAUACGGAUACCAAAACAGCUGGACAAAAACGUCCUUUGCAGCUUCCUCAUCAACAUUCAAUUCCUAUUUUCACAAAACAAAGAGACAUUAGAGGUGAACCAUUAUGGGGACUAAGAAAUAUGCCUCAUUUAACACGAAGUCCUAGUGUCGAAUAUACUUCAAAGUAUUCUCCUUGUGAACAGUUUUUAAAGCGACAACCAUAUGGUUAUGAUACCCCACUAAUUAAAAAUAGAUCUAAUCUUCAUCCAAAUCCCUGUAGUUCAAUAUUUUACCCUAUUCCACCUCCAUCAGGUUCACACAUAUCAAAUCUCAAAGCUCAUAGAUCAUUUGACACUAAUGAAAGCUUAGAAAUAUUUCCACAUGAAUUCACAUCUAACAUGCAUUUUCAACCAGUGCCUCCACCGACAAAUUAUGACUGGGAAGCAAAGUAUGCUGAUAAGUUGUACAGUCAUCAAAUAAAUGAAGAAUCAAUUGUUAAAAGUACAAAUAUAGGUAUAAAUCAACCUUCAAAUUUUGCAUCCACUUCACAUUUUGAUGAUUUUAAAUUAAAGAAAUCUUCUAUGCAUUUUCUUACACCACAAUUAAAAAGACAUUGUAUACCGCAUACUAUUACAACACAAAUAAAAAGACCUAAAAGACAAAUUCAUGCAACUGUAAUAAAUAUUAAUAAUGAUCCUAAUAUAUUUGAAUGUAAUACUACCACAAAUAUAAUCUCAACUACAAAUAAUACUUGUACAAAUGUUAUUUAUACAAGAUCAUAUGAAUUAUCAUCCAAUAUUUCAUCUUUACAUUCUGCUGACUUUCAUAAUCUACAACAAAAACUAAAUGAUUCUUCUAUUUCUUCCUCAUUAUUUCCUCAAUAUUACAAUUAUAUACCAAAAACAGAUUAUCAUCCAAUACAAUAUAAUGAUGUAUUAAAUGAAAAAUCAACAUUGAAUCAACCAGAAAAUUCAUCAUCAUGUUCAAAUGAUAAUAAUAAUAAUGAUGAUGAUGUGAUUUAAACAAACUCUUAUUAUUACUAUUAUUAUUAUUAUUAUUAAUGCUAUGAAAUUCAAUAUCUGUUUUUUUAUAUGAUACAGUUACGUAAUAAUCAUAUGUAAUAUAUAUAUUUUUGGAAAAUAUUUAAUAAUACUACUAACGAUAAUUAUCAGUAAUGUAAUUUCACUUAUGGUUUAUGAAUUCAAAUUAGCUUCCUAUUUUUAUCACUUAUUAUCUAAGUGAUUUGUAUGAAUAUUUUUGUGUAUAAACAAUCAAUUAACCUAUUUCAUAAUUCAUAAUCAACAAAUAAACCAAUGAAUAAAUAAAUUAAAUUAAUUUAUG
Molecule: messenger RNA, 3852 nt
Organism: Schistosoma spindalis
Lineage: Eukaryota; Metazoa; Platyhelminthes; Trematoda; Strigeidida; Schistosomatidae
Source: the annotation of a GenBank genome assembly